This is a messenger RNA of Suillus paluster, 246 nucleotides long. RefSeq lists its product as uncharacterized. The annotation marks the transcript as partial. The transcript has a single exon. The record is from RefSeq and is a predicted model, not a curated record. NCBI's taxonomy places the organism in Eukaryota, Fungi, Basidiomycota, Agaricomycetes, Boletales, Suillaceae.
AGAACCCUGUGGAACAUCAUCUCCAGCUCCGUUCUCACUCUUUUCGCAUGCAUAUACACAGCCAUCUAUCCAAAUAUUCCGAGUCCUAAGGACAGCCCAUUGCGCAUCCUAUGGCGACGACUUGGCAUCGUGAUAGCGGCACUAAUCGCUCCUGAACUGAUCGUCACAUGGGCUAUGUGCCAGUGGUUCAGUGCUCGUCAAAAUCAGACUCAUCUGACAAAUACCAGAUGUGCUUGUUCUCUUUGA